Dalotia coriaria is the source of this 2207-nucleotide messenger RNA. RefSeq names its product Armadillo repeat-containing protein gudu (gene gudu). The transcript has 6 exons. Lineage: Eukaryota; Metazoa; Arthropoda; Insecta; Coleoptera; Staphylinidae. Gene Ontology annotation, molecular function: protein binding. The coding region runs from base 107 to 2146 and encodes 679 amino acids. The record is from RefSeq and is a predicted model, not a curated record.
AUCAAACAAUAUUCUACACUGACUUAACAAAUAUAUACAAUUUUAUAAUCAUACGCAUUUAUAAAUCUUUUUUAAAGUAUAAAAUUCAGUUGGGAUCAAAACCAAAAUGUCGGAAACAUUUCAACGUGAGUUAAGCGCAACACAAAAACCCCUCGGACCGCAAGAAGUGAUCGUUGAAGAAAUAUCAGACAAUGAAGACUCAAGCCAAGGCUCUUCAUCAUCAGAAGAAGAAAAAAUUCCUCUCAUCCGAGCGGAUUUACCACCAGAAUACUGGCAUAUUCAAAAAUUGGUUAAAUACAUGAAAGCAGGCAACCAAACAGCCACAGUCAUCUCAUUAUGCUGCUUAAAAGAUCAUAACCUUUGCGAUCUUAUCAAUCAAAGCGCUAUUCAGGAUGUGGGUGGCCUAGAAAUACUAGUAAAUCUUCUUGAUACAGAAGACAUUCAAUGCAAACUAGGCGCACUGAAUGUCCUAAAAGAAUUAUCACAGAAUCUAGAAAUUAAACGAUGCAUUACUGAUUUGGGCGGAGUUAAGCUACUGCUUAACAAUUUGAUUAUCCCAGCAAAAGAUUUGCAGAUGUUGGUUGGUGAAACUUUGUUUAAUUUAGCGCAGAUAAGAAAAGCGCGGAAACACGUUCGAAAAUACGAAGGUAUUCCGAUGUUGGCUGAUUUGUUAGACGUGAGCGAAAGUGUAUUGAUGACGCCUUUUGAUGAAUUAACUCGCGAAGCGCAGGAUGCUUUGGGUGUGGUUAGGGCAGCUGCGCGUGCGCUUUGGUCCACUGCGCAAAGCGAUAAGAAUAUUCUUGUCAUGAUGAAAGCAGGUAUUAUUGCUUUAAUCUCCAAAUUAUUAUGUUGUGUUCAUAUGGACGUAAUAAUACCCUCAGUGGGUAUAAUAGCGCGUUGUGCGCAUGAUCCAAGCUAUCAACUAGCGAUACAAACCGAAGGAAUGAUAAAAGACAUUGUUAAACACUUGAGUAAUCAAGAUGAGCCUCAAUUAAGGCGGUAUUGCGCUGAGAUUAUCUUCAAAUGUUCAGAAGAUGCUAUUACAAGAGAUAUGGUGCGUCAAGCGGGUGGUUUAGAUCCAUUGGUAGCCAUGGCAAACGACGCCACCUGUCGGGAGGAUAAGAAUCUACUAGCGGCUGUUACAGGCGCCAUCUGGAAGUCCGCCAUUAGUCCGGAGAAUGUCGAUCGGUUUAAUCAACUUAAAACCGUUGAAAUUUUAGUUCAAUUGUUAGAAAACGUUGAUGAGCGUGAAGAAGUUUUAUCAAAUUCAGUCGGUGCAUUGUCUGAAUUAAUGCGUCACGAAGAGAACCGUUCGGUUUUGUUACGCUGCGGCGGAAUCCCUCUGUUGGUGAAUUUACUAAACUAUACAUAUCCGCCAUUAUUAGAAAACGUGUCAAUGGUGCUUCGAGAAUCAGCAAACGAUGAAGAUUCCAUGCGUAUCAUCGAAGAAUUAGAUGGAGUACGCUUAAUUUGGUCAUUAUUAAAAAAUCCACAUCCAAUUGUACAAGCAAACGCAUGUUGGUCUUUGGUACCGUGCAUAAAAUACGCUCUAGAUUCCGGUGAAAUGGUGCGUAGUUUUGUCGGUGGCUUGGAAUUGAUUGUAAAUCUACUAAAAAGUACAAAUACAACGGUUCUGGCAUGUUGCUGUGCUGCAUUAGCAGAGGUAGCUCAAGACAGAGAGAAUCUAGGCGUAAUUACUGACCAUGGCGUUGUUAAAUUAUUAGUUAACCUUGUCACAACCGAUGAUAAGUUGCUCCGUGAACAUUUGGCACGUGCUAUUGCGUAUUGUUGUUCAUGGGGAUCGAAUUGUAAAAUGUUUGGCAGAUUAGGUGCCAUAACCCACCUUGUAGGCUACAUGGCAUCUAAUGAUGUCAACACACAUCGCAACACCGCAGUUGCUUUGUAUUACCUAUCAAAGAAUUCGUUUAAUUGUAUCACGAUGCAUGAAUGCGGAGUGGUGCCAUUUUUACUACGAUCGGUUGCGUCUGAAGACCGUGAGUUACAGGAAGCAUGCGCUGGAUGCCUGGCUAAUAUUAGAAGAUUAGCUUUGGAGGCUGAAACUUAUCAUUUGAUCACGCGUGGUCAACCUCCGGAGAGUACUACCACUGAAGAAGGAGAACAACUUUUACCAGCGAAAGAAAUUUAAUUAUCGAUGUGCAGUUUAAAGAUUAAUGAGAUUUGUUUAAUAGAAAUGACCUUGAGUGUCA